Messenger RNA from Pochonia chlamydosporia 170, 1800 nucleotides. Its product is annotated as zinc finger protein crol gamma. Bases 1 to 1800 code for a protein of 599 amino acids. Gene Ontology annotation, biological process: regulation of cytokine production; negative regulation of transcription by RNA polymerase II; regulation of immune system process. Lineage: Eukaryota; Fungi; Ascomycota; Sordariomycetes; Hypocreales; Clavicipitaceae. The transcript has a single exon. The record is from RefSeq and is a predicted model, not a curated record.
AUGGCAUCAAACGCUGGUGGUCUUGCAACCGAGUCCCCGCCGCAGAGCCACUUGAGUCUGGUCUCUUCUGCCAAGGUCCCGGCUGACGAGAUCGUGAGACUUGCUAAACGAAGACGCGAAUCUGAGUCCGUGUCACCGCCAUCUCGGGCUGCUCAGCUUUCCAAUUCAAUCGCAUCGCCUUCAAAAGUCGCCCGACUGUCCCUUGCGACGACGAACCGAUCGGCCGUUCCCCUCACUGGCGCCGCUGCCCUCGAAGACGAACGUCUGCAAAAGAUCGAGGAGCAGGCACGUAGUCCUCCCUCCACCAGCCCCAACCCAGCUCGUUCAGCACUUGAGUCUCUAAUGUCUGGUGUUGCUCAAUCGAUCAGCCGUCCCUCCGACGCCCAACUUGCUCCAACGGCGAAUAUGGAGCCCGCGGCGAAGGCGGCAACUGCGCUCUCGAUGGCUGCUGGCGGUAUCGCUCGCACAGAUGAUCGUGACCGCGACGAAGGCAGCCCACCAGUCACUACAAAUGCGGCACCGCCUGCUCCUGUUACAGAGAGUCCCGCGCCAAUGGAGCUGGAUCCGAACAAGAACGAUCAAGCACAAAGCCAACAAAUAACUUCAUCAGAUGAGAGACCACAGCCUGGCUCUUUGUCGUAUCCCGGCUCUCUACAAACGGUUGCGAACCUUGCAGACCCACCAGCUCGAGGCAUGAGCUUUCCGAUGCCAGGUCACGUUCAGAGCUCACCGACGUCAUCUAGUGGCAAGAAACAUAAGUGUCCGUAUUGCAGCACUGAGUUUACACGCCACCAUAAUCUCAAGAGUCACCUCUUGACCCAUAGCCAGGAAAAACCUUUCGUUUGCACUGAAUGUGAGAUGCGAUUCCGCAGACUCCAUGAUUUGAAGCGACAUGGUAAGCUCCAUACUGGAGAAAAACCACACAUUUGUCCAAAGUGUGAUCGAAAAUUUGCGCGCGGAGAUGCCUUGGCGCGACACAGUAAAGGAGCGGGAGGCUGUGCCGGUCGACGAGCCAGCAUGGGUAGCUUUGCUGAUGGUGAUGAGUUGGACGGGGCAAUCGGCGAAGGCGAAGACUCAGCCAUGUCAGGGGUCGCCUACGAAAAUGUGGAAGAUGAGGAUCUCAGACGUCAAAGUCUCCCUAGUAUGGGUGUACAACACUCCUCUGGUGAUAACUAUGGCGUGCAUUCUCGCACGUAUCCCCCUGCUGGUACGCGACCACCAGCAAGUGGGCUCUACCCGCCUAAUGUGAAUCAAAACCAAAUUGGCACAACGAGUUCAUCAAGCGUUCCGGAUAGCAUGGCGAGUAGCCACACGGCAAACACCAGCGUAUCUUCUAUUCCUGGCGGGAGCGGCGGCGGGGGAAUGUAUUCACAGGCCGGUAUGACAGAGAGCCCCAAACCUCUGAGCCCCGGGCUUCCGGGCCAUGAACCUGCGAAUCUUGCAAGGCAACGAUCCCCCAGUAUGUCUCAACAAUACCAACAGCAACAAAUGGGCAGGCGAGCAUCAGAAUUACAGUCACCACAUAGUGGCCAGUCGCGGCCGAAGUUGCCAGGGCUUUCUCACCCGGGCUUUGUUGCGCCGAAUUCUGGCAACUACUCCCACGGCCGCACUCCAAGUGGAGCUCAAUCUGCAGGCGAUAGCGGCAAUAUGUUUGCGCAAAGUGAUCCAAGCGUUUGGGAAUAUAUCCGAUUAUUGGAAGAUAAGAUCAAAUCGCUAUCAGACAAGGUUGUCUCACUUGAUCAGGAGGUUGUUAGCCUCAAGAAGCUUCUUGAUAAUCGGGAAGGCACUUCUACAACGUGA